Arachis ipaensis is the source of this 1296-nucleotide messenger RNA. Lineage: Eukaryota; Viridiplantae; Streptophyta; Magnoliopsida; Fabales; Fabaceae. The record is from RefSeq and is a predicted model, not a curated record.
AUGGAAACAGGGAAAUUCUUAGGGUUCAUGAUAACACAAAGAGGGGUAGAGGCCAACCCAGACAAAUGCAAAGCCGUCCUCAAAAUGACAAGCCCUGGGUGCAUCAAAGACGUGCAACGACUCACCAGGAAACUCACGGCUCUAUCCCGGUUCCUCGGUGCCUCGGCAGAAAGGGCCAUCCCAUUCUUCAACCUAAUGAAGAAAGGGAUCACCUUCGAGUGGACCCCAGCGUGCGAAGAAGCGUUCAGCCACUUCAAAAAGAUACUCUCAGAACCUUCCGUACUCAGCAAGCCUAGAGAAGGGGAGCCCCUGUACUUAUACCUAGCUGUAACCACACAAGCAAUUGCAGCAGUCCUUGUCCGAGAAGAAGACAAGACUCAACGCCCAAUAUACUUCAUCAGUAAAGUACUCAAAGGGGCGGAGUUGGAGUACACUAAGUUGGAAAAGUUGGCCUACGCCCUACUGACCUCAUCCAGAAGACUAACACAGUACUUCCAAGGGCACGUGAUCAUCUUGAGAACCGACCAAGCCAUUCGCCAAGUCCUCCAGAAACCUGACCUCGUGGGAAGAAUGAUGGCAUGGGCAAUAGAGUUGUCCCAAUACGAUUUGCAAUACGAACCCAGGCAGACAAUCAAAGCCCAAGCCAUGGCAGAUUUUCUGGUAGAGGUCACAUGGGAGGCUCCCGACGUACCAAACACGCGGUGGAAGCUCCAUGCAGAGUAUGAGGCUCUGAUAGGAGGGUUAAUAUUAGCCAAAGAGGUCGGAGCAUCAAGGGUGGAAGUCAAUAACGACUCCCAGAUCGUCACCUCUCAGAUAAACGGCAGCUACCAAGCCAAGGACGCACUACUACAAAAAUACCUGGAAAAGGUAAAAGAGCUAUGCAAAAGCUUUGAGGAAAUCAUAAUUCAGCAUGUCCCUAGAGAAAGAAACGCCCGAGCCGACCUCCUUUCCAAACUAGAAAGCACCAAACCCGGGACGGGAAAUAGAUCUUUAAUCCAAGGGCUAGCAACUGAACCUGCAAUCAUCAUGUGCGCAGCCCAGAUACCGAAUCCUUCCUCAUGGAUAGGUCCUAUCCUCCGAUACCUGGAGCAUGGCGAAACCCCCGAGAAUGAAAAAGAAGCGCAGACCACCAGAAGAGAAGCCUCCAAAUAUGUGAUCUUACAAGGACAGCUGUACAAACGAGGACUCCACCAACCCUUACUCAAAUGGCUACGCUCCGACCAAACGGACUACGUCCUGAACGAAGUCCAUGAGGGCUGUUGUGGUCACCAUAUCGGGGGAAGAUCGCUGGCAUGA